Paramecium primaurelia is the source of this 200-nucleotide messenger RNA. The record is from the annotation of a GenBank genome assembly. NCBI's taxonomy places the organism in Eukaryota, Ciliophora, Oligohymenophorea, Peniculida, Parameciidae.
AUGCUAAGACAUUCAAAUAUCAAUUAGAAUAACAAGAUAUUAAUCAUAAAUAGAUCCUAAAAUAGGUAUAAAAUAAGUACAAAACUGAAGUUGCCAAAUUAUAAUAAAGCCUAACUUAAAUAUCCAGUGCUGAAUAUCAUAACUAAAAUUUAGUAUAAGAAUUAGUAAUUUAUAUAUAUUUAUCUAGGAAACUGAAUUGA